Molecule: messenger RNA, 2391 nt
Organism: Rhodamnia argentea
Lineage: Eukaryota; Viridiplantae; Streptophyta; Magnoliopsida; Myrtales; Myrtaceae
Exons: 13
Coding region: 90-1946 (618 amino acids)
Biological process (GO): double-strand break repair
Cellular component (GO): site of double-strand break; nucleus
Source: RefSeq, a predicted model, not a curated record
ACUAUUUCAGCUCUCAAAAGCGCUGUCCAUCCAUCUCGCAGCUCUCGAAAUCCCUAGAAUUCUUCUUCCCAUCCCCAGAUGCAACCACCAUGGAAGCUCUGAAGAAAUGGAGCGUCACCUUCACGAAGCACCUGAAGCAGAAGCGCAAGGUCUAUUGCGACGGCUUCCUCUCUCUCCACACCUCCACCGGAAAGGUAAUGCUCUACGAUGACAGCGAGCAGCUGCUGGAAUGCAGGAUUUUGAAGAAUGAUGAAGUUGUUAGUUCUGGUGAGACACUGGCGUUCAAUGCUUAUUUGGUUGAUGUUGGAGAGCCUGAAGAAGGGCAGAGGCCUCUAGAUGAUACUUGUAUUCGCAGCCGAGAAAAUAGAGUUCCUAAGGGAAGAGCUUCCCUUCACAGAAACAAGUUCGUCAAAGUGUCAGAUUGCGCCGAAGAUGAGAAGACCAAAGUGGAGAAGGAUAAACAGCAGACAAUCAGCCUAAGCCCAUCGCAGAAAAUUAUUAGAGAAUUCAAGAAGAAUGAAAUGAACAAGUAUGGCAUGUUACAGGCGAGUCCAAACUCACGGACAUCGAGUAUGGCAGAUUGGCAUGUCUUGUAUACAACGCAAUUAACUCAAAAGUCGAAAAAAUAUCAUGAUGGCUUCUUACGUUGUACAAGCAGUGGACCUAUGACUAGGCAGGUUUUCUUGUAUGAUACGAGCUGGAAACUUUUAGAUAGCAUGUUCCUGAACAAAGCUGAAGAAGUAAGCCCUGGGGAGAUGAUGGUAUUUCCUGGUCAUUUGGUUGAAGUUGGCAACCGCGAAGCAAAGAGUGAAUCUUUGAGGGAUCUAAAUGCAUGUGGAAACAGCUUCAGUUCUUUUCACAAAUUAAAUAUGCAAAAGCAGCAGCAUAAUGUUACUACCGUUAAUUCUGCUGUAAAAGAAGAAAAAAAUGGCCAGAUGCAUCAGAAUGGGGCAAAGGGGAGUAUAUUAGAUGCUGGAAAAUCUAGCGUAACAGAAUGGCAGGUUUUGUACACAACACAAGUAACUCAAAAGGCCAAGAAAUACCAUGAUGGUUUUUUGCAGCUUGAAGUUCGCGGAUCCCUAGGGAGGCAGGUCACAUUGUAUGAUGCUGGAAGGAAAGUCUUGGUGAAUAAAUUUCUUAGGAAAGAUGAAGUAUUGGGAACUGGAAAAUCGCUGGUAUUCGAUUCUCACUUGGUUGAUAUUGGGGAGCAUGUAGUAAAAGAAAAGGUGCCAAUAGGUUUGAAUGAUCGUGAACCAUGUUUCCGUGCUGGAGAGAUGAGGACAGGCCACAAGGAGGUGGAUGGUGCUAAAGUUGAUCAAUCAAUCCUGGGAGUACUCUGGCUUAAACAUGGAGACAAAACUUCAGGGAAGAUUCAUCCAGCAAGAGAUUCAGAUUCAGACAGUGGAAAAUUUGGUAUGAAAAGCACAGAUUGCAUCAGGAGAGUUCCCGAGACAAAGCCUCUACGUGAUGCCAGUCAAAUAUUGUCAGUCCUCCGAAAACCAUUACAUGAAGUUGCCGUUGCGGAAAAUUCAUAUGAGAGGAAGGCAACUUUUGCUUCACUAACAAAGGACCUUCAGCAUUCAGAUAAUUCUUCUGACAGUGCUCAAAGACAAAGAGCGCCAGCUGCUAAGCUAGCUUCAUUGGAGAAUGUGGACACUGGAAAUUUAACUUAUACCACUGGCAAUGGUAAGCUGCCUGGUCUCAUGAAGUCUAAAGACUCAGCCUCUGAUUUCAAUGAAUUUCACUCUAUGGUGGGCUUUGGAAUUGGCAACUCCCAGCCUUCUCAUGAGCAAGCUGAUCCAUGCUGCGGCAACAAUCUUGCUUCAGAAGCAUCUCUUUCACGCGGUUCUCAUGGUGAUGCUAAUGGCGAAAGGAUGACCCCUGAUGGAGAUAGGAAUCCAAUGAAAGCGAAGGUCGGGUGUCCAAGUUUUGAUCUUGGAUUUUGAACCCUGAUCAUUGCUCAAUCAACUAUAUUUCUACUGUCAAGAAUCUGGAUGGAGUGCUUAAGACUGUGCACAUGAAAUUUGUACAGUUGACCGCUUGUUUUUAUGUGGAGUGCUUUAGUGACAACUUCAUUUUCAGCUGUCUUAUCAGAAACAGUUUUAGUCAUACGACGUAAUCAAUAUAUUUCCAGUAAUCUUCAACAUAUCGAGGUACACUAUGUCAAUGUAUACAAAUGCAAAGAGGCCACCCAUGUUGAUGAGAUACUCAGGUACUAGUUAAAAUUAACAAAAGUGAACGGAUGGUGAAGAAGUUCAGCUGAGGAAGCAGAAAGAAUUUUGCAUCUCAUGUCCUUCAACUAUUCAAAUGGCAGGGAAAAGUUGCAUCAUAGACAGUUCAUUUGUAGAUAAUGACUGUUCGGUUCUUAUUGAGGAUGAUGCGUAGUUUAUA